GCAGACGGAUAUGGAAAGAUAGAAGAGAGAAUCAAAACAAUGGCGACUGUGAAAUUCUCUCUCACCUUCGUUUCACCAUCACUACCUUCUUCUUCUUCUUCUUCUUCUUCUUCUUCUUCUUACUCUCUAAUCCCCAAUGCGGCGCGUGCGUUCAACGCGACACCUUCGCCGGCAAAGUCUGCGAAGUCGCGAUUCAUGGGUAAGUGCCUGAGAGCAAAACCGGCGAAAUCCAUAGCAUCUCGAUCCGGCGGAAUCACCUGCUCUGCUUCGUCUUCUCCGGCGACUCUUCCCUCUGCUCUUCUCUUCGAUUGCGACGGCGUUCUUGUUGAUACCGAGAAGGACGGUCACAGGAUCUCCUUCAACGACACUUUCAAAGAGAGAGAUUUGGGUGUUACCUGGGAUGUCGAUUUGUACGGCGAGCUACUGAAAAUUGGUGGUGGAAAAGAAAGGAUGACUGCGUAUUUUAACAAGGUAGGUUGGCCAGAGAAAGCUCCCAAGGAUGAAGCAGAGAGGAAAGUGUUCAUAGCUGGGCUUCACAAGCAAAAAACUGAGCUUUUCAUGGUUUUGAUCGAGAAAAAGCUUCUUCCUCUUCGACCCGGUGUUGCCAAGCUGGUUGAUCAAGCUUUAACGAAUGGAGUUAAAGUCGCUGUGUGCAGUACUUCAAAUGAGAAGGCGGUUUCUGCUAUAGUUUCAUGCUUGCUUGGACCAGAACGAGCAGAGGAGAUCAAGAUCUUCGCAGGAGAUGUGGUUCCCAAAAAGAAACCUGAUCCGGCCAUAUACAACUUAGCAGCUGAAACCCUUGGAGUUGAUCCCUCAAAAUGUGUUGUGGUUGAAGACAGCGCGAUCGGACUAGCAGCUGCAAAAGCUGCGGGAAUGACUUGUAUAGUUACAAAGAGUGGAUACACUGCGGAUGAAGAUUUUGUGAACGCAGACGCAGUUUUCGACUGCAUUGGAGACCCUCCGGAAGAGAGAUUUGAUCUGACAUUCUGUGGAAGCCUUCUCCAGAAACAGUUCGUUAGUUAAAUGUCACAAACCCCAUUGAGAAAGAAAUGAUCUUUAAUUGUUACUUUCUCAACAUUGGUGUGUAUAGUGAAAGAGAAAUAUUCAUUGUAAAACCAUAUGAUUCGAUUCUACACUAUAUCCCUGACAUUUCCUUAUAGCAGAUGCAUUGCUGGAUUGAGAUUUGUCUCAGGCAAUGAUUCAGUGGAAGUGCUUUGUAAUGGUACGACCUCAUCAUGAAUCUUUUUGCUCCAGUGAAGUCUCAACGGUCA
Eutrema salsugineum is the source of this 1271-nucleotide messenger RNA. RefSeq names its product CBBY-like protein. The record is from RefSeq and is a predicted model, not a curated record. Bases 40 to 1023 code for a protein of 327 amino acids. The transcript has 8 exons. Gene Ontology annotation, molecular function: hydrolase activity. NCBI's taxonomy places the organism in Eukaryota, Viridiplantae, Streptophyta, Magnoliopsida, Brassicales, Brassicaceae.